This is a messenger RNA of Sporisorium graminicola, 4833 nucleotides long. RefSeq lists its product as uncharacterized. The record is from RefSeq and is a predicted model, not a curated record. Bases 1 to 4833 code for a protein of 1610 amino acids. Gene Ontology annotation, cellular component: cytosol. Lineage: Eukaryota; Fungi; Basidiomycota; Ustilaginomycetes; Ustilaginales; Ustilaginaceae. Gene Ontology annotation, biological process: cytoskeleton organization. The transcript has 3 exons.
AUGAACGUGGGCUGCAACAAGUUUGACUGCAGUAGACGCCAGAGCUUAUUGGCGUGCAUCAUUCAUCCUCCAUCCAAUCCGCUCAACAUCCCGACCCGUCGUCGCAGGACCCAAAGCGCAAACCUGCAAGACGCGCUCAACUGUCGCAUCAACCUCUCUUCCUUCACUCCCACAACACCGACUCAGCAGCCCGACAGCGACGCACAGCAACCUUCGUUUGCAUCUUCUCACACCAGCAGCAGCUACCUCCAACCCUCCGGACAAGCCGGUAUAUCCUCGCAGCCCACCCCCUCGCUCGUUGACGACAUUGUCAGUGCUGGUCAGAAUCCGGCUCUUCGCAAAGUCCUCUUUCAGCUAGGCUCAGGCCAGACAUCUCAACUGGCCGCGGCUGCUGCAAGUGAGCAAUACCUCUCUGCUUCCUCUUCGACUGCUCCUCCUCCAGCAUCAGACGCAACGUCACCAUCCGAUCAGCAGUUCGAAGCCGAGACCGACAAGAGUGGCACUGGCUCUGCUGCUGCCCCCGCUGACGCACAACAGGCUUCAGCAUCCAGUAGUAGCAGCAGCACGGGUACCAGCAGCGGGUCCACACAGCAAGCAGCACCACAGACUUCAUCCUGGCAAUCGCUAGCACAACCUUUCACCGGCGGCACCUCUUUCCGCCAACACCUCGAAAGAAGUCAGAUCCACCUGCAGCAGCCAAGCACCAUGUCGAACCAGAGCAUGCAGUCGCAACUACAAGCUGGUCAGCAGCCACAAAACCAGUCCGGUCCGCUCGACUCGGUCACCCUGGGCCAGCUUCGCAACCUCAUCGUCGUCGAUAAGCCAAAGUCGCGCCAGUACGACUUCCCUGUCAAUGCCGAUGCCGAUUCGAUGCAGAACGAGAUUGACGAAUUCUACUCGUACGUCGAGGUGCCUCAGACCGCUGAAAACAGGGCUGCAUGGGAGGAAUGGUGCGCAUUACCUGCCCAUCUCCGUAAUAUUGGCUAUUCGUCCACAGCGUCCCAUCCCACACGGGACCCUUCCGCAUCCUCUGGCCACAGUCAGCUCGCACAAGAUGGAGGUGCUCUUGGUCUCGGUCUCGACCUCGAUCAUGGAGUUCCUUCCAGCAGCGCGUCCAACCACACCACUCGAGACAGGCGGUCCGGCUUGGCCGAACCUCUGCUGGGCGAGUGGACCACUCUCGGCAGUUCGACACGACGUCGCAUCCUUCAGUCGCUCCUUUCCACGCUCGAAGUACGCGACCCUGAAGCAAGAUUCCGCGCCUCACGUGCACUCCUCUAUCUCCUCCAGGGUGCUUUUGCCGAUACCGCUGGCCCCGAGCAUCAGCUUCAUUGGCUUCUCGAAAACGCGCGCACCGUCCGCCAGCUCGGUGGCUUGGGCGAGAUCUACUCGGCCAUCAAACACGCGAGCUGGAAGCACGACUACCUCAGCUCGCUUCCCGAUCACAUACCCGCACACGAACCUAGCCAGUCGGGUCAACACGGCCCUGCUAACGCUCCUCUCCUCACACCAGAAGCCAAGCUCGAAUACCUUGACGAGAUCAACCUCGAACUCGCUCUCCACUUUGCACAACUCUACUCGCUCCUCGAGAGUUCCAGAGGCGAGGACGAGUGGGGUGACGAACUCAUGAGCCUCGACCCUCCCCUUCCCAUCUUUCUUUUCGGGCUGGUUGCCUCUUUGCGCGAAAAAAGCGCCAAGGGCUAUCCCGUCAAGAAGCUGCUCCUCUUGCUGUGGAAAUCGCUCCUCUCGUGCUUCGGAGGCUUGAAGGAUGUCGAGCGAUGCAAGCUCUUGGCUCGCGAGAUCGAAGGCUUGGGUCCCGUCGACAAGUCGGCCAAGCGUAACGUGCUGAAAUCCGAUCCCCUCGACUUUCAAGACUUUCAAAAUGAGAUCUCAGUCAAGUAUCCCACUUUCGAGCCUCCCAAACGUCAGGACAACGACCUCCCUCUCGAUAAGCUCGCCAGUGCGAUCCACCCCAUCCCGCCGCGCAAACCCUUCAGCAACCACAUGGACGGCUCCGACCGAGGCUACCCAGGUGGCCCCCAGCAAGGUCCCAACGGCAUGCUGCCUGGCACACCGGCGCCCUCACCCCCACCGUCGCCCAAGCCCAACAAGGCCAAGUACCAAACCGACCAGACCCGUCCCUUCAUCUUCCCCUACAGCCGCCAGGUGCACGGUCCAGGGCGUCUGGUGCCGCGCAGCAUCGACGAGGCUUCCAAGCUGUACAGCGAGCACAUGCACAUCAGUCUUGAACUCUGGCAGACGUGGCGCGUGCGUGAACAGUGCAUUCACGAAGAGAGUGGAGUCGGCAGCGCUGCUAAUGGCGCGCGCAUCGGCCUUGGCGUCAAGCAAGCGGCGGCCAAAGUGUUUGCCAAUCGCACCGACGCUGCCUCAUCCUCCCAAGGCAGUCGCAGCCCCGUCAGCUCUGAAGCAUUCCCGUCACGCGGCAUGUCAGAACGCACCUUCAAAGUCAAGGGCGAGGCCACCUACGAGCACCUCGUCGAGAUCGAAGACGACAUUGAGGCAGAGCUGCGCGCUGUCGAAGGCGACCACAUGCUCGCAGCGCUCGACAACCCACGUCACACCGAGCUCAUUGACCAGCUUGCACAAAAGCGUGCCGACGUGCGACGACUGCAGCGCGUCGACCAGCUAUAUCGCGCCGUGCUCCCGCAACUUCAGCCUGCGGUCAUCGUCCUCCUUAAGCUUUUGCUUGCCACCGUCACUUCCAUCAACACAAAUUCGGCGCACGCUGCCGCCAUUGCCGAAGGCGCAGCUAUCGACGAAGCUCCACCGCCGACGCUCGAAGACGUCGAUGUCGCACGCCAUCGUGAGAUCUUGACCAAAGCCGUCUCGGCCAUCCUACUCUUGUGUCUCAAGUGGUUCAAAGCCAGCCACGUGAUGAAGUUCAACUAUCUCUCUCAGGUGUUGGUGGACAGCAACGUGCUUCUUCUCAUCCUCAAGAUCUUUGGUCUACAAGAGAUUGCGCAUGGUGUCAAGACUAAAAACGAGGCCGACGACUUUCGCUUCUUCAAUUACUGCUACCUCAACGGUGGCCGUGAAGCCCGAGGUGCCCGUGCCGAGGACUCGCUUAUGUCACGACACAACAUCAUCGGGCCUGUUGCCAUCAACCCUGGGACCACCUCGCCGCCGCCCGGUAAAGUGACGACCAUGCCCGACGGCACCGAGAUCGAAGUGGUUAGCGACUAUUCUUGGCGCAACUUUUUCUCAAGCGUCAACUUCACCAGGAUCCUGCAGAAGCUGACCAAGCGCAAAGUGCACAGGAUCCUGUUGCUGGUACAGUACAAGAGUUCGGCGAUCCUCAAGCGCUCGUUGAAGGUUCCGCAUCAGGGUUUGGAGCUGUACGUCUUGAAGGUGAUCAAGAGCCAGAUUCCUUUCUGCGGUAGGAAAUGGCGCCAGAGCAACAUGCGCGUCAUAACGAGCAUUUACUUGAACUGUCGACCGGAUCUCAGGGACGAGUGGCUGAGCGGAUCUGACGUGGAAGCGGACGUCGAGGACUCGUUGCCACAAGAACAAGCGCUCAGGUCGUUGGUCAAGUUUUACAAUAAUACGAGAUUUGGUCCGCCGCCUGGCCCGAACCACGCGCACGGGGAAGGACACGCUCACAAGCGUUCUAUCAGCACCAAUGCAGAGAGACACCAGCAGCAAGAACAGCACAGCCACCCAGCCAAUCAGCAGCAGGGACAGCAGCACGGUCAGCCGUCCUCGUACUUCCAGCAGCAGCAGCAACAGCAGCAGCAGCAGCAACAACAGCAGCAACAGGCACAGCAGGCUCAGCAGGGACAGUCACCACUAGAUUCAAACCAGCAGCAGUCGCAGGAACGCGGAGCAGCUGGUACCGCAAAUGGUGAUGGCAGCAGCGAGCAAUCCUCACACCUUGCCGCGCUCUCUCCCACACGCACUGCCAAUGGCCCAUCGUUCUUCGAGAGCGACGUGUUGCCGCCUUUGCGCAGAUCGCACCAGACAUCGGCGCCGGGAGGUUACAUUCCCGACGACGUGGUGGAGGGAUACCUCGAUACGUACGAGGACGUACUCGGUGAGGUCUUUGGCGAGAACGUUUUCUAUCCGUCCGAUGGUGGACACGACAGUGCAAACGGCGAAGGAGACACUGGUCACGGCGGAGAUGGUGCCAGCGACGCUGGCGCCUCUGGUUGGAGCUCCGGCAAGUGGGGCUUAACACAGCAGGGAUCGUCUACCGCUUGGGCUCGACUGGGCAAAAUCUUGGGUGAGACAGUGACGGAUUCGGAUGCAUCCAGCAUUGACACGUCGCGUUCUGGCUCGGGAGCCGGGUCAAGCUCCACCACGGACGACGACGGCGAAAGCGAAGAGGGUCGAGAUGAGAAUCGCAACGAUUGGGAGCAUCUUUCUCCCAAGGAGAUGCGCUAUCUCACUUCGGGAGUUCUGUCUCCUCCCUCGCCUUCGCCUGUUCCACUGCGUGGGGGCAAACAGCCUUCGCCGAUGCAGUCGCCCUUGAUGUCUGCUUCGCCUUUGAGUGGCGGGUCGGCUCUCGAUACUUCGCCAGGAUCGCCCGUGCGACCUUUUACGAUUUCGGGCGUGGCAACGGGCAGUUCGAGUCGACCAGGAAGCAGGAGGAAUAGUCGAUCUAAUUCGGACAGCAGCCCGCUGCGACCGGUGCUGACGGACUGGAAGAACGACGACGAGUUGGACUCACUAGAUAUGCUCGCUCAGGCCGAGGCGAGGAGGGAGCAGAAUGCGAAUGAGCAAGAGGAGGAGGAGGAGCAGUCAGAAGCGCCGCUGCCGCUGCAGCACAGGAAGGCGGGUGGCAUUGAUGAGGUUGAGCAUAUCUUUGGCACUUGA